AUGCCCGCCGCUCGAGGCGGCACUGAGGCGCUGACGCUCUUUGGCGCUGCGCCUCGCCCAGACGACGGCAACAAGCAGGGCCGUCCGCUCCAGGUGACGACGGACCUAUUCCGCGCCCACAUCAAGGGCCGGGCACUCGACAAUAUCCAACAACUCGACGUCAAGAUCGAGCCAAUCCAAGACCCCUCUGCCGCUCGUCCUCCCGGCGCUGGCCCCCGCCGCGAGUCUCUGCCGGUGCGCCUCAACAUGGAGGUCCUUCAGCAUGGCCUCCGCACCGCUGCUCAGCAGCAGCUGCACGGCAUCACGGACCAAUUCGCAAACUUCAUCGUGUACGACGGCCGCGCCAUCGCCUACACCGCCUUCGCUCUACCUGCCGAAUCGCUCGAGUUCGAGACCGAGCUCCCGCCCAAGGUCGAUCUGCCCGCCGUUCCCGGCGCUCCUGGUGCCGCGAGCGCCCCUCCUCGUCGUGCGCCCGGCGCCGCCCCCGCCGGCGCUCCAGCCCCUGCCGCCGCCCCUCGCGGCGAUCGUCGCUUCAAGAUCAAGCUUGCCUUCGCCCGCAACAUCGACAUCGGUCUUGUUCUCGACUCGUGCCGCGGCGACCGACGCGCCAUCAUGGCCACGGCGGCCAACCCUCAGGAGUUGGUACAGGACGGAAUCCAAGCCAUCGACAUUUUGCUCCGCAUGGGCCUCCAGGCCCGCUACCAGUCCGGCACCACCGCAAACGCCGCUCGUAAGUUUUACGACCCGACCAAGCCGAUCCACAUUUCGCAGGGCGCGCAGAUCUGGCCUGGCUUCUUCCAGUCGGCCCGUCCUUGCGCCGCCGGCCUGGUCGUCAACCUGGACCCCGCCUACUCGGCCUUCGUCGGCGGUGGCCCCUUCAUCGAGGUCGCCGCCAAGUUACUCAGCAUCGGCGGCCCUGGUGGCUUCGACGGCGGUCGCGGCGGUCGCGGCGGCCGAGGCGGCCGUGGUGGCCGUGGUGGCCGCGGCGGCGGCGACUUUGGCGCUCGUGGCGGCUCGGGCGGCCCCGGCGGCCCUCCCACCAUCACCUCGCUCACCCAUCAGGACACGCGCCAGCUGCGUCUGCGCCUCAAGAACGUCGGCAUUCGCGUCACCCACCGCGCCACCAACAAGCUCGAGUCCUUCACCGGCUUCACGCCCAAGCCUGCCGACGAGACCGAGUUCCAGACCAAGGACGGCAAGACGUACACCAUCGCGCAGUACUUCCUCGAGAAGUACAACUACCGCCUCCGCUUCCCUCGCCUGCCUUGCGUGCGCAUCGGCGCCCAGCGCUCCGCCGUUCCCAUGGAGUGUUGCGAGGUCGUGCCGCUCGGCCCCAUCCCGGCGACCAGCUUGACGCCCAUGCAGGCCGCCGACCAGAUCGCCCGCACCAAGCUCGACCCGCAGGAGCGCAAGCGUCGCGUCGACGAGAUCCGCGCCGAGGUGAACUACGAGCAGGACGCCUACCUGCGUGCCUGGGGCGUCUCGGUCGACCCGCAGCCCCUGUCGGCCGAGGCUCGCGUCAUCCCUCAGCCCGACGUGAGCUACGCCUCGGGCUCGCAGCGCCCGCGCAUCAACAACGGCUCCUGGAACCUCGUCGGCGCUCGCUUCUUCCAGCCCGGCGACGAUCUCAUCACCUGGGGCGUGCUCGACUACAGCCGCCACCCGCCCAACACGGUGGAGGACUUCGUCGUCGCCCAGGUCGACGCGCUGCAGAAGUUAGGCCUGCGCAUCCGCAACACGCGCCCGGAAAUCAAGAAGUUCCGCGUCGAUCUCAACACCAACGUGGUGCGCGGCCACAUGCAAGAGGUGGGCAGCGCCGCCUACAGAGUCGCCAAGCAGGCGUCGGGCGGCAACCCCCCUCUGCCGCAGCUCUUUCUGAUCGUGCUCGACGUGCAGGACCAGCCCUUUUACAACACGAUCAAGCGCACCGCUGCGCUCGAGAUGCACACGCCCGUCGCCACGCAGUGCGUCAGUGCGCACAAGGCGUUCAACAUGCGCGGCCGCCCCCAGUACGUCGCCAACGUGGCGAUGAAGAUCAACGUCAAGUUGGGCGGCACCAACCACGUCGUCGCCAGCGAGCGUGACUUACCUCGCUUCGGCCGCCAGACCAUGCUCAUCGGCGCCGACGUCACGCACCCUGGCCCGGGCUCGGAGAAGCCCUCGAUCGCCGGCUCGGUAGCCACCAUCGACGGCAGCGCCAGGCGAUACUCGAGCGAGCUUCGUCGCCAGACCAACCCGCGCGGCGGCGCCGUGCAGGAAGUCAUGCUCCACUCGAAGGGCAUGAUGCUCGGUCACUUGAAGAAGUGGCAGGCGGCCAACCAGGGCCGACUGCCCGAGUCGAUCGUCUUCUUCCGCGAUGGCGUGUCCGAGGGCCAGUACCAGGCGGUGCUGGACCACGAGCUGGCGGCGGUCAAGGAAGCGGCGCGCGAGCUGCGCCCGGAUGCCAAGGUCAAGGUGACGUUUGUGGUGUGCGGCAAGGGCCACCAUGUGCGCUUCUUCGCCAAGGACCCGCGCGACGUGGCUGGCGACAGGUCGGGCAACCUGCCUGCGGGCACGUGCGUCGACAAGAACAUCGUGUCGCCCUUUGGCUUCGACUUCUACCUGCAGUCGCAGGCGGGUCUGGUGGGUACGGCGCGACCGUGCCACUACGUGGUGCUGCGAAACGAGAUGGAGUUCUCGAGCGAGCACCUGAUCAAGUGCAUCAAUUCGCUCUGCUACACCUACUGCCGCGCCACGCGCUCGGUCUCGCUCGUGCCGCCCGCCUACUACGCCGACAUCCUGUGCGAGAAGGCGCGUGCCUUCGAGUACGGCCCGGACGACGGCGACACGGUGGCUUCGUCGGAGCGCGGCUCCACCGCUGCCGAGGAGAUCGGCGAGGUCGAGUCGAUGGAGUUUAUGCAGAAGCUCUCGAAGCAGAACUCCCCCUUCACCAACAAUCUUUGGUUCAUGUAG
Messenger RNA from Moesziomyces antarcticus, 2952 nucleotides. RefSeq names its product eukaryotic translation initiation factor 2C 2. The transcript has a single exon. The record is from RefSeq and is a predicted model, not a curated record. Bases 1 to 2952 code for a protein of 983 amino acids. Lineage: Eukaryota; Fungi; Basidiomycota; Ustilaginomycetes; Ustilaginales; Ustilaginaceae. Gene Ontology annotation, molecular function: protein binding; RNA binding.